Molecule: messenger RNA, 381 nt
Organism: Pseudoliparis swirei
Lineage: Eukaryota; Metazoa; Chordata; Actinopteri; Perciformes; Liparidae
Gene: rerglb
Product: RERG/RAS-like b
Source: RefSeq, a predicted model, not a curated record
AUGUCCAUUGAUGGCAGACAGCUCAACUUGGUUACAUUUGAUCCAUGUUCACAGAGUGGAAGUAGCAGGUGUAUCCUUUGGGAGCAUGUGAACCGGCCAGAUGGAUUUGUGGCGGUGCACAUCGUCAAUGACCGACUGUCCCUCCUCCAUGCCACAAGCAUGCUGCUGCAGAUCAAAGGGAGUUGCUUCCAGGAAGUAUCUGCAGCCGAGAACUACUUUGAAUCUAACUUCUUCACAAAACUGAUUCAUCAUGUGAUGGAGAACCUUAAGUACCUUGCAGACCGCAGACGAUUCAGUGGCUCCAAGUCCAUGGACAAACUCAUCAAUAAUGUCUCUGGUAAAGGCGGAAGUCUGUCUGAUGGUGGAAAUCAGUGGUCAUAA